UUUCUCAUUAUUAUUCAUUCUUCUCUUUCUCUCUCAUUUCAAAGCAUUAUCACACACAUACAAACUUGAAGAGAAGGUUUUUAAGCUAGAGACAGUUCAAUUAAGAAAAUCUCUUCAUUUGAUUUGAUCUACAUUCAAAUUUUAGCUUAUUGGUCACGUUCAAUACAGCAUUGGUGGAGGUAAUUUGGAUGACUACGGCGAAAAAAAACAAUUGUAAAUAAAUCUUUUUAAAUUAAAGUGUCUUUGUUACACCUGCACGCCCUUUGGUGCAUGUACACUACACACAACAUGCGCUGCACGAUUAUGAGUUCAAUGUAUUCACUGACAAUUCGAUAAAAGAAGAGGGCUCAUCAAGUAGCUAGGUGUACACAGUACGUCGUACCUGUUUUGGUAAAUAAGGAAUAAAGAAAGAGUGGGAAAAUGGGAGAAAAAUGGGAGUUCCAAGUAGGAGUGGUAGGAGCAUUGUUUCUAUCAGUGGCAUCAUCAGUUUCUAUUGUUAUUUGCAACAAAGCCUUGAUGAGUAAUCUUGGCUUCCACUUUGCGACAACACUCACAAGUUGGCACUUGAUGGUAACAUAUUGUACCCUUCAUUUGGCACAACGCCUCAAAUUUUUCGAGACGAAAUCAGUGGACAUGAAGACUGUAGUUAUGUUUGGCAUCCUAAAUGGAGUCUCCAUUGGACUUCUUAACUUGAGCCUUGGCUUCAACUCCAUUGGAUUCUACCAAAUGACUAAGCUUGCCAUCAUACCUUUUACUGUCCUCUUGGAAACCAUUUUCCUCAACAAACAUUUCAGUCGAAAGAUCAAGUUUUCUCUGUUCAUCUUGCUGGUGGGAGUCGGGAUUGCUUCUAUCACCGAUCUGCAGCUCAAUUUUGUUGGCACAGUUCUUUCUGCUCUAGCCAUAAUCACAACGUGUGUUGGUCAGAUUCUGACUAACACCAUACAGAAAAGACUUAAUGUUUCGUCUACACAACUGCUGUAUCAAUCAGCACCAUUCCAAGCAGCUGUCCUAUUCGUCUUUGGUCCUAUGGUUGAUAAGUUCCUUACCAAGCAAAGUGUUUUUGCCUUCAAGUACUCUCCUCUUGUCUUGGGAUUCAUCGUGUUAUCAUGCCUGAUCGCGGUGUCAGUGAACUUCAGCACAUUCCUGGUGAUAGGAAAGACAUCACCAGUAACAUACCAAGUACUAGGACAUCUGAAGACAUGCUUAGUACUUGGGUUUGGUUAUACAUUAUUACAUGAUCCAUUUACAGAGAGAAAUAUAAUUGGAAUAACAAUAGCUGUAUUUGGGAUGGGACUCUACUCAUAUUUUUGUACCAAUGAGAGUAAAAAGAAAGUUCCUGUUGGGGAUUUAUCUACAGCUUCCCAGAUAAAAGAUAAAGAAAAUUUGCCACUAUCAACAGUGAAGAAUGUGGGUGUACAAGAUAAUGAAGGUCAUGAAAAGGUCAAAGCAGCCAAGGAUUCUCUUGUCUAAUCAUCAACUCUUUUUUUUUUAACCUUUCUUUUAUUUGAACUUCACCUUUUAUUUUUAUGUUUUUCAAAGGGGGUUGGGAGGAUUUUUGUAAGGGAUCGGUAAUAUACCAAUAUUCUUUAAGGUUCAUUUCAAUUAUAUUCUAAAACAGUAAAUUGAGGAUAAUA
Molecule: messenger RNA, 1634 nt
Organism: Chenopodium quinoa (quinoa)
Lineage: Eukaryota; Viridiplantae; Streptophyta; Magnoliopsida; Caryophyllales; Amaranthaceae
Product: UDP-xylose transporter 1-like
Exons: 8
Coding region: 421-1470 (349 amino acids)
Cellular component (GO): Golgi apparatus
Molecular function (GO): UDP-xylose transmembrane transporter activity; antiporter activity
Source: RefSeq, a predicted model, not a curated record